Linepithema humile (Argentine ant) is the source of this 578-nucleotide messenger RNA. RefSeq names its product protein KRTCAP2 homolog. NCBI's taxonomy places the organism in Eukaryota, Metazoa, Arthropoda, Insecta, Hymenoptera, Formicidae. The record is from RefSeq and is a predicted model, not a curated record.
UCGACAUUGAUCUAUAUUGCUGACGUAUGCCGGUGUUAAACCGUGCUCAACUGAAGUUUGAAUGUUGAUCAGAAAAUUAUAUGUACACAAUUUUUGUAUAAUUCCUGCUGUAAAAGGAAAAAGAAAACGGGCGUUUAUAAUUAUUUCCUAAUUAUUCCGCAAUGGCUGUUAGCAGUGGAGUAUCAUUUGUACUGUCGGCAAUAAUGUCAGUGCUACUGUUCUCCGGAAUGCAAAUGUACAAGGGUUGGCUCAGUUCUUCUCAAUUUGGAACUGUAUUGGGAGGAUGGGUCGGAUCUUUAUUGUUCAUGUGCACGUUAACAGCUGUGGGGAAUUUUGAAAGCACCUUAUUUGGAAAACCUUUUCAACAGAAACUACUUCCAGAAGUGGUCUUCUCAUUGACGUUAAGUCUAAUCGCUUCUGCCCUAAUUCAUCGUGUAUCCACUACAACAUGUUUAAUAUUUUCUCUGCUUGCACUGUAUUAUAUGAAUCGCAUUUCUCAAGAAACGUAUGGUGUAACUGUACAGAAUCCAGUAGUACAGACUAAGAGACGCAAGUAAAUAAGCAUAAAGAUAUUUGUA